AUGCAAAGAGAGCAUGAGGCCGUCUGCCCAGACCUACCAAACCACGCUUGCUAUCUGAACAGAGGCGGACUGCUGCGAGCUGGGCGUUGCCGUUGCUGGCACAGUGGACGAGGUGACGGAGAAUCGAAGCGAGAUGCUCGGCAGGCGGAAGACACCACCGGGGGAAAAGGGGACAAAGGGCGGGAGGGAGGGAGCUGGAGGCUGUCAGGUCGUCUGGCCGCUCGUCGGCGUCUCGUCAAGCGGGUGAAGUUGAGAUUCUUCUUCUUCUUCUUCUUCGCUGCUCGCUUUUUGGAUGUCUCGACGCUAGCCUCUUUGGGAAGCCAGUGGCAGACGCGGUUGAUAGGCGAAGCUGGCGGCAACCGAGGAGAAAAAGACAAGACAAGACAGAAAGGGUCGAGGGAUGGGGAUAGGGACAGCAAGAUGGGGGAGGGGGCAGGUGAUGAUGGUGGUGGUGGUGGUGAUGUUGCAAUGUCGGGAGGUUUGGUCUACGAGCAGCCUAUAUUAAUUGAAUAUUAUAUCCCCAAGCCCAGCUCUACUCAAAGUCACCGGAAAACAUGCCUCUUCUUCGGCUAUCUGUAUGCCUUCUUGUAUCCUGCUGGUUCUAUUCUUUCUAUCUCUCUCCCUAUUACAUCUCAACAGAUUGAAAAGGCCCUGAAGAUGAAGCUGAAAGCAGCGGAAGCUACAGACAGCAAAUACACCCCGGCCAGAGCAAGUAUUCACUAUACCCAGCCAUCAGGAUAUGUGGGUAUCAUUCUGUUGGAGCAUCUUCACAUUGAAUCCCCUUGCUUCAGCGAGCGUAGACGAGACGCAACCACCAGCACCAGUGCAUCAAGCAGCAUCAUAGCUAGCCAGAGCAGUAGCAUCCAUCUUCUCGGUCUCAUCCUUGAAGUAGAGCUUCCCUUUUUCCCAGACGUCUCUGUGUUUGGUGCCUGGCAAGCCUCCCACAGUCAACCACCGUGCAGAUUCCUCAGCCUCUUUUUUUCUUCUUGUUUAAUCUCUGCAUCUGCUUCUUCUUCCUCAUCAUCAUCAUCAUCAUCUCUUCAUCUUCUUCAUCUUCCUGUCCUGUCCUGUCGUCGCCGUCGUCUCGCCGUCUGUUCGUGGCCCUGGGCGGGGACUGAGCUACUAGCGAGGCUGCUCUUCUCCAAAAACUCCAUAAACUCCAAUCCUCGCCUUUCGCCUUCAACUCCCAACGUCAACUUCGACUUCGUCCACUUCCCGCCCACCAGCACCUCUCUAGCAUGUAGCAGUGCUCGAUCUCGCAUCUUCCCGUACGCGAGUCCUGCUUCCCUGCCUCCUGCUCGCUCUCAGCCUGCCCCAAUUCUCGAAACCCUCCCCUUUGGACGCCGCGGGUUCGUGAGCCAGAAGGACCGAGAUUUUUGCCCACUCGCCCCCAGGAGCUUCGCAUCCAUCCUCACACGCGCUGCUGGUCCUCUCCGGCCUGAUAAUAUCUCUCACGAUACCUCUCUACACCUCUCGCUCAACUCCCUCAGCCGGCCGGAGCGAACCACGCGGUCGAAUAACAACGGUAACAAGCCUACUCCGCCGCGCCGGUCGGCUGCUCAGCGGUCCCAGUCGCUGGACGAUGGCGCGGACACGGCCAGCUCGAAGAACGACGCCGCCACCUCUGGAUCGGGCUCUGGCUCUGGCACAAGCACCCGCCAGCAGCGACAGUCCAGGGGCCGCGAGGAAGUCGAGGCCGAUGCCGAUGCCGACGUGACGCUGACGGGAGACGAGUUCGACGAAGAGGGCGAGGAGGAGAUCACACGCUGUAUCUGCGGCCACCAAGACUACCCGGGUCUGCCUGCACACCGCGGCGGCGCCGCUGCUGCGUCCUCAUCCAAGGGCGGCAAGGACGGCGACGGCCAGGGUGCGGGCUCCGGGGCUGAUGCUCAGUCUGACGAUGCCGGCAGCUUGUUCAUCCAGUGCGAUGAGUGCAAGGUCUGGCAGCACGGCGGCUGCGUCGGCAUCAUGGAAGAGGCCUCGAGUCCUGACGAGUAUUUCUGCGAGAGAUGCCGCAAGGACUUGCACAGUAUCAUUGUCGGACCUCAUGGUGGUGGCUGGUAUCUCUCUUGCCUAUUCACCGCCGCUGUGUUCUUGCGAUUCACAGCAUCCUCCAUUGAUUUCUCCGGCACUACGUACACUUUCAAUUGUUCUCGCAACACACGUUAUACACUAUAUAGGAUGGCUUCACUCCCUCCCUUGAGCCCUGCUGCUCUCUCUUUAUCCUCACCACAUCACCCUUCCACCUGCCUUGCUCCUCAGUCACCAGCUUCAUUUGAACUCCGGCAUUCCUCAAAAUCCGGGUCUACCUCAUCGGCAUCCUCAACUACCUCAAGAGAGACCGCAAAAACUUCGAAGGACAAGAAGCUCAAGAGCAGCGAUACGUCUCCUCGCACUAAACGUAGAACCAUGAACAGCCGUGAUGCUGCCUAUGAUGAGGAAGAGCUGUUACGCAGAGCCAUCGAGGAGAGCAAAGAAGACACUGCCUCCCUGGCCGAAGAGACUACUACCGGCCGCAGGGGCAAGAGAAGCCGCAGUGUUAGCGAACUGAACAAACAAGCUGCUAAGAGACAGAGGACAAGCUCGCCUUCCCCCUCUUCCCGCUCAAAACCCUCCCGGCGCAACACCCGUUCUCCCUCAGAAGAAGAAACUAAGUCGAAGACUGCAAGUGUCAAUGGCAACCAAAAGAAAACCAGAGCCACUCGGAACCAGCGCGAAAAGGAGCCUGAGCCUGAACCUGAACCCGAAAAGGAGGCUGCGCCUGAACCCGUUAGCCGACGUAAAGGCAGAUCUGACCGUCGCAAAGGCGAAGACUCUGAACCCCCCGAAACCACUUCUCCCACAAAACCCACUCCAAAUGCACCUGCACAGUCCGCCUCAGAUACACCAACAGCUUCUACACCUGUUUCCAAACCUGCCACCCGCAAAUCCGGCCGACCUCCAGCCCGACGUGGCCGUCUAGGCCGUAACCAGUACACUCGUGACCGUGAUCCUCCCAAUGGCACUACAGACGCCAUCUCCAACUCUCCUCGUCGAGGCCAGUCCCGCGAGGAUGUCACAACAGGUGACUCUCCCACCAGCGCCUCCAACGCAGGACCCAAUGGCACGUAUGCAAACGGCGAGACCGGCAAAGCAAGUCGACCACGCUACAUGAACCCCAACCGCACUACAAUGAACGACAUGCGCCGGCGUGUAGCCGCCAUCCUCGAAUUCAUUUCGCGGCUACAAGUGGAAAUGGCUGCCAGCGGUGAGCAACCGACUCGACCGCCAGGCGACUCAAGUUCGACAAUGGCAACAACAAGCCGUGAUAUGGCAGCCACCAUUGCGAAAGCAGAGGCAAUACUAAACGGCCUAACUAACGGCACAUCGUCGAGCGAAUGCCAAAGCUCGUCAGAUGCACAAGUAGCUCCAACUUCAGCACCAGCUCCUGACGCAGACGCUGCUGGCAAGGACAAGGACUUCAAGGACCUCACCAGCGGCGAGAUGAUGGACGUCCUGACUCGAGGCUUGUUCAAGUGGCAGGAACUCUUCGGCAAAUAUGGUGAUAAAUAA
This is a messenger RNA of Trichophyton verrucosum HKI 0517, 3552 nucleotides long. RefSeq names its product transcriptional regulator (Cti6), putative. Gene Ontology annotation, cellular component: Rpd3L complex; Rpd3L-Expanded complex. The coding region runs from base 1 to 3552 and encodes 1183 amino acids. NCBI's taxonomy places the organism in Eukaryota, Fungi, Ascomycota, Eurotiomycetes, Onygenales, Arthrodermataceae. The transcript is spliced from 12 exons. Gene Ontology annotation, biological process: negative regulation of rDNA heterochromatin formation; negative regulation of silent mating-type cassette heterochromatin formation. The record is from RefSeq and is a predicted model, not a curated record.